AUGGCUGAAAAUCUACCACCAAUGGAAUACCGCUUCCUGGGACGAACAGGCCUCAAGGUAUCCGUCAUUUCACUCGGAGGAUGGCUUACAUAUGGUGGACACGUUGAAGAUGAAAAAACAUUCUCUUGCAUGAAAGCUGCUUAUGAUGUCGGUAUCAACUUCUUCGACACCGCUGAGGGAUACGAGGGUGGAAAAUCCGAGAUUAUCAUGGGCAGAGCUAUUAAGAAAUUCGGCUGGAAGCAGCAGGACUUGGUGAUUUCCACAAAGAUUUAUCACGGCCAAGCAAACGGUAGAUACCCCAACAAUGCGCUCAACAAUAAGGGUCUCUCCCGCAAGCACGUUAUUGAAGGACUGGAUCUAUCCCUCCAACGCCUCGACCUACCCUACGUCGAUAUAGUCUACGCCCAUCGUCCUGACCGCCAUACCCCCAUGGAAGAAAUUGUGCGCGCUUUCAACCACGUCAUCAACCAGGGCAAGGCCUUCUACUGGGGCACCUCGGAAUGGUCCGCCACCGAGAUCGCUGAAGCCUGGCGCGUCGCUGACAGACUUGGCCUAAUCGGCCCAGUCGUUGAGCAACCACAGUACAACCUCCUCGAGCGGGAGCGCGUCGAGGGCGAGUAUCGCUGGCUGUACACCGAGCAUGGUCUCGGCCUGACCGUCUUCUCACCGCUGAAACAGGGUAUCCUGUCCGGUAAAUACAACGACGUUGCGGCACCACCACCUGGUUCGCGGUUGGCUGAGGGAACUGGACGAAGCGAGUUCAUCACUAAGUUUGCUGCGACGUGGGGUGAUGAGAGAUGGCAAAAGGGACUGGCUACUGUUGCGAAAUUGAAGCCGAUUGCAGAGGAAUUGAAGGUUACGCAGGCACAGUUGGCGCUCGCGUGGGCAUUGAAGAAUCCGAAUGUUUCCUCGUUGAUUACGGGUGCUUCACGGCCCGAGCAGGUUUAUGAGAAUGUCAAGGCGGUCGAGGUUGUCAAGAAAUUGACGCCGGAAAUUCUGGAGAAGAUUGAACAGGCUGUCGGGAAUGCGCCAAACUUUGAGCCAUUGCGCUUUGAGUAA
Talaromyces proteolyticus is the source of this 1059-nucleotide messenger RNA. Its product is annotated as putative aldo/keto reductase. The coding region runs from base 1 to 1059 and encodes 352 amino acids. NCBI's taxonomy places the organism in Eukaryota, Fungi, Ascomycota, Eurotiomycetes, Eurotiales, Trichocomaceae. The transcript is spliced from 3 exons. The record is from RefSeq and is a predicted model, not a curated record.